CUUGAAACUUUGUGACGUCUUUUCCUGUAAUAUCGCUCCGAGAAGAGGGCAAAAUGGGACGGUAUUCUCGCGAGCCUGAUAAUGCGACCAAGUCGUGCAAAGCACGCGGUUCAAACCUCCGGGUGCACUUCAAGAACACUCAUGAAACAGCUCGUGCUAUAAAGGGUAUGGCUCUGCGUCGUGCCCAGAGGUAUCUGAAAAGUGUCAUUGAACACAAAGAAUGUGUACCAUUCCGCAGAUUUAACGGUGGUGUAGGAAGGUGUGCUCAGGCUAAACAGUUUGGCACCACUCAAGGUCGUUGGCCGAAAAAGUCAGCAGAAUUUUUGCUGCAACUUCUGAAGAAUGCAGAGAGUAACGCUGAUUUCAAAGGUGUUGAUGUAGACCGAUUGGUUGUCGAACACAUUCAGGUCAAUCGUGCCCCAUGCCUUCGCAGAAGAACUUACAGAGCGCAUGGUCGUAUCAAUCCUUACAUGAGCUCUCCUUGCCACAUAGAGGUCGUGCUCACUGAAAAAGAGGACGUGGUUGCAAAAGCCACCGAGGAGGAACCAUCCAAGAAGAAGCUGAGCAAGAAGAAGCUUGCCCGUCAAAAAGAGAAGAUGAUGAGGGAAUAAAUAAAAUAGCAUUAUCGACUUUACAAUACGAGAUCAAAUGUAUACUACCUUUGGUACAAUAAAAUCUUACUUUGUUCUCA
Messenger RNA from Diprion similis, 691 nucleotides. It is a transcript of the gene RpL17, whose product is annotated as 60S ribosomal protein L17. The transcript has 5 exons. Gene Ontology annotation, cellular component: cytosolic large ribosomal subunit; ribosome. Gene Ontology annotation, molecular function: structural constituent of ribosome. Lineage: Eukaryota; Metazoa; Arthropoda; Insecta; Hymenoptera; Diprionidae. Bases 54 to 611 code for a protein of 185 amino acids. The record is from RefSeq and is a predicted model, not a curated record. Gene Ontology annotation, biological process: cytoplasmic translation.